ACGAUGGUUGUCAACUUAAAUCCCACCGCAGACUGCUGCUGGGUUCGACGUGGUCUAUUAAAACCAGCAUUAAGAUUAACCUGAUAGGCCGAACUUCCCAGCCGCACGCCAGCUUAGUGUCUGUGUGGACUCCGAUUAGCUCUUACUCACACUCUCACAGAAAAAACAAGAAAGCAAUCUAACAAACAAACAAACACCAAAACUCUGCAUUCAACCAUCAUGCCACCAUCGCCAACACCCAUUUAGAAAAAUGUCCCUCCCAACCAACAUCGGAUUGUGGCUGGUGGGGGUAGCGCUGAAUGUGGUUGCGGUCCGGGCCGAGCUCCCCCUGACUGACAAUCCCAGCGCGCAGGCAACAGCGACCUUGAAGGACGACAGGAGCGUCACCUUCGAUCCGCUUGGCGUCGCUGCAGUCCUCCACAACCCGCGCGCCAGUGCGAGUGCCGCCAGGCUGUAUACUCAGUAUGACCGCAAAGUCUUCAUCUGGCCGCACACGAUGAUGAUGGGGGCGACCCUGAUCCCCGUCAAGGUGCUGGUCGAACAUUUGACCGCAACAUUUCAGUCCAUUCAUCCCGCCAUCACGUUGUGCACUCAGGACACGGAGAGCUUGCCUGUCGUCUCGAAUAUGGUGUUCAAGGAGUUUCCUUUAGAUUUUAGUAAAAUGUGGCUAAACGAUGUGAUUGCUUACAAGUCUUCUUCCGUGCCAGUCAAUGAUUUCAUGCUUGUUUGCAUGGAUGAACUUGAGACGCCAGCUGGUCUACCAAAAGCGACCAAGUGGCUUGGUCGUCGGGCUCUCGACUUCAUUUCUUUAUGGAGUGGGCUAAUCAUCGCUGCCGGGAUCGUGUUGGGGAUCCUGUAUAUCGAUAUUUGGGCAAUCACUUUGUUUUUUUUCUACGGAAUGCACUGGCUAGCUGGCCUUGCAAUUUCAACAACAUCUUUGGUCACACCGCAAGAUACUCCCAUCAAGGAAGACGACACGACCCGUUAUGCCAUCUACCAACGAGCAGCAGGCGGCACAGUUGUUUUCAAGGGCCGCCAAGACACGAUGGAAGCUUGGGCACGGACUACUUGGAGAUUCAAACGGACAUGGACAAGCAACACACUUCACUGGUUCUGGACUCUCACAGGCACGUUAUCCGCCAUUUGCUCUGUUGCCUGCAUGGUUAAUAUGCGCGGGUUCAUGCAGCUGGUCUUUCUCGCUGAAUUGAUCUACUCGUCCCUUGCCGAAAUUGUUGCCACCCGUGUCUCGCGCAUCCUCCAGGGCCGGGCAAAUGCAUCCGACCGUGCAUAUCUGGUGUCGGGUAAUAAGUUUCGUACAAAGGGAGUGAUCCGCGCUACUAUUGAAGUAGACCCGCAAUUUCGCCUAGAGGGACUGGAUUGGGUUGGUAUGAAACGAAUGCCAUCAGAUCAAAUUUUCCAAGACAUGCAGGAUAUGCUGAAAAGUAUUAAUCGGUUUCAAAAACGGGUUGAAACGGGCGGUAAUAAUGAGUUGGAAUUUGUCUCCCAGCAACAGGGGCCUAGAUGGCACCCCGAUGUGGAUGCCGCUUUUGAGGAGUUUAAGACGAAGGGGACGAGGUCAGAGGACCCGGAUUUGGUGGUCCGUAUUCAAAAUGAGGCGGAAGCAGCUUUGCAAGCUUGGUGGGACAAGAGGCAAACGAAGCGGACAAUGAGUAGUGGAGAGAAGGAUGCAAAAGCAUCGGUGUAACGAUAUUCCAUUGUCAAACAUUAAUGAACAUAUCACGUUAUUGAUGUAUAGGAUUAU
Talaromyces proteolyticus is the source of this 1762-nucleotide messenger RNA. RefSeq lists its product as uncharacterized. The record is from RefSeq and is a predicted model, not a curated record. Bases 251 to 1705 code for a protein of 484 amino acids. Lineage: Eukaryota; Fungi; Ascomycota; Eurotiomycetes; Eurotiales; Trichocomaceae. The transcript has a single exon.